Molecule: messenger RNA, 1299 nt
Organism: Lachancea sp. 'fantastica'
Lineage: Eukaryota; Fungi; Ascomycota; Saccharomycetes; Saccharomycetales; Saccharomycetaceae
Source: the annotation of a GenBank genome assembly
AUGUUCACGAAGCUGUCCAAGAUCCAAAGCGGAUCGUUUAGCACCGUGUAUCGAGCGUAUGACUCGGUUUCGCAGCAGGAUGUGGCCCUCAAGAUCGUGGAAAAACCAUCAGACCCGGAUAUGGCUACAAAACUGGCCAAGCUUGUUGCAGGCGAAUACGAUAUUCUCAUGGAACUCGGCAACGAUCAUCCCAACGUUUGUGCGCUUUUAGAUUUUUACGAACGCGAAACUUGCUACGUCUUUGUCAUGGAGUUCGCAGCCCACGGCGACCUUUACGAAGUUAUUCGGCGUUGGAAAACCCAGAUCGAGUCCCGAUUUCAGGUUAAUAUCGCUCGGUUGGUCCCACAACUCUGUUCCGCUAUAGAGUACGCCCACUCACGAGGUAUUGCUCAUCGCGAUAUCAAGCCAGAAAACGUGCUACUAGAUAUCCACGGCAAUGUCAAACUCGCAGAUUGGGGUCUCAGUUGUCGAGAACGUGUUUCCCAAGACCGUCGUGUGGGCACCGAAAAAUAUCUUGCCCCCGAGGCCUAUAGUGGUCUUUAUGACACAUUUUUAGCCGACUACUGGUCGUUAGGGAUAACGCUACUGUUUCUACUCUUCGGUGCGUGUCCCUUCAAGAGUGCUCAAUUAUCAGACAACCCCAAAAAUGCCAAUUUCGCGCAUUUUGUAGCCGAUCCUAAACAAUUCAUGUUGGAAUACUAUCUCAAGCCUUUGCACGCUGGUCGUGGCAUUGUGCCCAUGAGUGUCCGCACACCUAAGGGAGACGUUACCUACCUCGAUGGUCCGACUGGAUGGCUAAGUCUUCCUGAAGUCGGUCAUCCGGUUCUGAACCGAAACCAGCUUUUGGCGUUACUGGCAACCUGUAUUGUUACCAAUCUGCUUGUGGUAUCGCCAGCUGCUCGAAGCAUGCGAUCUUUUCUGAUACAACUCAGCACUUUGCUGUUCUCUUCAAGAGCAUACUCGUCUCCUCAGGACAUUGGAAACGAGGCGGCCAUGUCAGAGCCGCUUCCUUCUGAUGAUGUUUACUCCAAGUUCCAGUCCCCCGGUCCGGUAGCGGAUGCAGGCGCAGAAGCAGAUGCAAAUGCGGCGGGGAGUUCCAAGAUGAGCCAACAAAAUCAGAAAAUUUAUUCUGGAAGUGUCAGCUCAGGAUCUACCAAUGUGGACAGUUUGAGUUCUGAGGACAGCAGAUCGCCCAACUACAACGGGCAGUUGCAAAAUGCGCCCGAGUUCAAGAAAACGAGCUCUGAAGACUAUCUUUCGAAUGAACUUGAAUGUCAAACGGGAGUGCGUCAGUGCUAG